AUGUUCAAUGUUUUUGAAUUAUUUCUGGGAUUUUUUGAAACCAAAUUAACUGAUGCUGCAACGUUGUAUUCUUUAUUAACUAAUGUUUUAUCUCAAUUUGAAUUGGAUUUGUCGGAUUGUCGAGGACAAUGUUACGAUGGUGCUGCUAACGUAAGUGGACAUAUUACUGGGCUUCAAAAAAGAAUAAAUGACAUAGAGCCACGUGCAUUAUAUGUUCAUUGUUCAGCACACACAUUGAACUUAGUUGUGCAAGAUGCCAUGAUGACAGUAGAAAAAUCUCAACUUUUAAAUGCAGAGUUGCAAAGAGUAACAUUAAGCUUCCAAGAAGCACAAAAUAAAAUUAAAAAUGUAAGAACAUCAAUUCAAGAACAAAGGAAUUCUGGUUUUGAUAUUUUAUGGAAUGACUCAAAACUAAAGUCAAAUGAAUUGUGUUUGGAAGAAAAAGAUAAAACUAGAACCCGAAAACUACCAAAACGAUUUAAUGAAGGGAGUGAACCACAUAUAUUUUCUGACAUUCGAGAAGAAUAUAAAGCUUUAUUCUAUGAGAUUAUUGAUGUAACAUUAGCUUCAUUAGAUAGGCGGUUUCAACAAAAUGUUAUUGAACAUUUAUCAUUAAUUGAAAGAUUCAUCAUUGGGGAAGAAACUUCACAUAAACAUAUAAUUAAAUUUUAUGGAUCUGACUUUGAUGAUGAUAAAUUGCAAUUACACAGGGAUAUGUUUUUAGAUGUAGCAAAAUCGAGAAAGGUGCCAAUUAAAAAUGUUGAUGAUGUCUUGAAGCUAAUGAAAAACGAUGAUGCACUUUGUCAAAUGUUACCAGAGUUAAAAAAAAUAUUAUGCAUAAU
This is a messenger RNA of Diuraphis noxia (Russian wheat aphid), 842 nucleotides long. Its product is annotated as zinc finger MYM-type protein 1-like. Lineage: Eukaryota; Metazoa; Arthropoda; Insecta; Hemiptera; Aphididae. The record is from RefSeq and is a predicted model, not a curated record. Gene Ontology annotation, molecular function: protein dimerization activity.